AUGGUAGUCGAGGAAAUGAUGGCUAUGUUCUUGCAUAUCCUUGCAUUUGAGGAGAAAAAUAGAGAGAUUAAAUAUGAUUUUCAGAGAUCGAGAGAAACAAUUAGUAGGCAUUCUCAUGAUGUUUUAAGAGCAGUACUUAAACUUUCGAGAGUUUUACUCAAGAAACCCGAGCCGAUUCCUGAGGAUAGUACUGAUGAAAGGUGGAAGUGGUUUAAGAAUUGCAUUGGCGCUUUAGAUGGGACUUUAAUUGAUGUGACUGUUCCUGUUGAUGAUAAAUCAAGAUAUAGGUCAAGAAAAAAUACUAUUUCUACCAAUGUUUUAGGUGCAUGUGCACCAGAUUUGCAAUUUAUAUAUGUGCUAGCUGGUUGGGAAGGUUCUGCGGCCGAUGGAAGAGUACUUCGAAGUGCUUUAGAGAGAGAUAACGGGUUGAAAGUUCCUAGGGGUAAUUAUUAUCUAGCUGAUUUGGGGUAUAAACAUUGUGAAGGCUUCCUUGUCCCAUAUAGAAAUAUACGUUAUCAUGAAUGGAGAAGGGGAAAUGAGCAACCAAAUUCAAAAGAAGAGUUAUACAACAUGAAGCAUGCUUCAGCUAGAAAAUGCGAUGGGGAGCUCUUUCUAAAGGCACAAAGUACCCCCUCAACACUCAAAUAG
Molecule: messenger RNA, 648 nt
Organism: Beta vulgaris subsp. vulgaris (sugar beet)
Lineage: Eukaryota; Viridiplantae; Streptophyta; Magnoliopsida; Caryophyllales; Amaranthaceae
Product: protein ALP1-like
Exons: 3
Coding region: 1-648 (215 amino acids)
Source: RefSeq, a predicted model, not a curated record